GAAUUUUUGAGGUUAAAUUUGUUGUUAUUAAAUAUUUAAUUUUUAUUUUUAAUCGUAAUUACUUAUAAUGUCUGACGAUAUAACAUUAGAAAUUGAAGGUACGUUUAUAAAAUGUAAUAAAAACGACCUAAUGUCCAAUAGCGAUUAUUUCAAAGUAAUGUUUGAAGGGGAUUUCGUAGAGAAAAGCAAAAAUACAAUUCAAUUACAAGAUGUCGAUUUAAAAUCUAUGAACAUCAUAUUAACGCUAAUAUGGGACGAAACAUAUUACAUAGAAGAUGAAGAUGUUUUGAUGGUGUUACAAACGGCCUGUAUGCUUCAAUUCGAUAAAAUAAGGCGCGUAUGCAUAGACAAAGUGAUCGAAAUACUUUCCGUACGUAAUUGCCUGAAAAUAUGGGUAAUUGCCGAGCAAUUAGAUUUAAAAGUGAUAUCUCUGAAAGCGAAAACGAUGGCUUUAGAGGAGUUCCUAAUAAUCAAAGACACCGAUAGUGUACUAGAAUUAUCGCUGGAACAAGUAUGCAAUUAUCUGGGAAGCGUUCAUUUAAAAGCCGAUAAUGAAUUAAGCGUUUUUCAAACGGCUAUUAAAUGGUGGUACGAGAACGGUGAACAUUCCAGUACUCAUUUAAUUAAACUUCUAAGUUGCAUAGACUUUAAGAGUAUCAUACCCGAUCACUUUCGAGAGAUACUCACUUACCCUUGUGUAGCUAAUACGGAUAUCGGAAAAUUAUUGAAAUGUUUAUCCAAUUUAAUAAGUAAUAUUAAACCCGAAACGGAUUCGAAAGAUAUAUUAGACAAGGCAUUGCUGUUGAAAGCUUCAAAAACCAGGAUAAAACCCAGUUCACCUUGUAUAUUAGUUAAAUUGGAAGAUAAACAUGCAAACAAUAGUGAAGACAUAACAGUUAAAGAUAAAUACAACAGAAAGAGACAUUACGAAGUGAUAUCACCGAAUAACAACGUAGGUUUAUACAUAUUGCAUUUAGAGAGCAAGUCGAAUAAAUUCCUAGAGUUCUUUUCUCUCAAAGAAAAAAUCGAAGGCUUCAAACUAAUCGGCUACAAGGAGUACAUUUUCAUGUACGGCGGGGAGUAUACAUUGGGUAGGGGCGAUUGGAACAGGAGCUUCUGGGCUUACAAUACCAUCAAAGAUGCCUGGCAAAUGAAAUCUAAUCUACCGUUCCCUAGGAGGCAUUUCGAAGCUUGCAUUGUAGGUUCUAAAAUUUACACAGUAGGUGGAACGGGACCGUUUAGAGUGAGUCAAGAAAAUCUAUUUUGGUACGAUUUCAAGGAAGAUAAAUGGAGCAAAGAAAUUUCAAUACCGGUGUUCGAUAGGCACAUAAAAUGUUGUACCUUUAUGAACAAAGUGUUUUUAUUCAGCGUAACGAAUUGUUGCGGAUACGCCUUCGAUCAAACGGAAAAUUGGACCAUACUACCAGCGAAAAUCGAUAGACAUGCCUUGGACAAUCAACAAGGGUUUUCUUUGUUUACUUACAACAAUAAAAUAUAUCUAAAAGGCAAAAAAUUAAUAGAAUUGCAUCUAAUACAAGAUCGAUUGCAAGUUUCGACGAUUAGGAAAAUCACGAAUAAAACUUACUGCAAAAUCGAGUCGAUUGUUUGCGACAAUUUAGUCUUUACAUUGUACGGAUAUUCGGAAAAUGCCGGCAUUGCCUCGGCAGAUUUCACCUCGUCCGUAUUUUCUUUGGAAAAAUACAACUUAGACUCGGGCGAAAUCGAAUUCGUCUUUGAAGACACGAAUUGCAUACAAGUCAACGAGAAACUAUAUUGCAUUAACGAGAAGUUUCAACUGUUCCCUUUCGUUCACUACACUCUAAUGCAAGACGACGAACUGGUUAAUUGUAACUUGUUAUUUUAAAUACAAAAAAAAUUAAGAAACUGCUUUGUUACUCACCUGCGGUCGCGACCCCAACAACU
This is a messenger RNA of Phyllotreta striolata, 1923 nucleotides long. Lineage: Eukaryota; Metazoa; Arthropoda; Insecta; Coleoptera; Chrysomelidae. The record is from the annotation of a GenBank genome assembly.